Messenger RNA from Sparassis crispa, 573 nucleotides. RefSeq names its product Histone chaperone ASF1. NCBI's taxonomy places the organism in Eukaryota, Fungi, Basidiomycota, Agaricomycetes, Polyporales, Sparassidaceae. Gene Ontology annotation, molecular function: histone binding. Gene Ontology annotation, cellular component: nucleus. Gene Ontology annotation, biological process: DNA replication-dependent chromatin assembly. The record is from RefSeq and is a predicted model, not a curated record. The transcript has 4 exons. Bases 1 to 573 code for a protein of 190 amino acids.
AUGUCCAUCGUGACCAUCCGGAACGUCGAAUUCCUCAACAAUCCCGCACGGUUCCUCGACCCAUAUCAUUUUAGAGUGACCUUUGAAUGCAUAGCACCAUUGCCAGAUGAUCUGGAAUGGCGACUCAUCUACGUAUCCUCACCCGGAAACGAAGAGCUCGACCAGGAGCUCGACGACUGCCUCGUGGGUCCGGUCCCCGCAGGCGUCAACGCCUUCGAGUUCGAAGGCUCUCCGCCAUCGCCGUCAAAAAUCCCCCCAGAAGACGUCCUCGGCGUUGCCGCGCUCAUCCUCACGGGAUCCUACAAGGAGCAGGAGUUCGUGCGCGUGGGGUACUACCAGAACACGGAGUACGACAACGAGGAGAUGAAGGAGGCGCUCCCGGAGCCGAUCAGGUUCGAUCGGCUGGUGCGGGAUAUCAACACAAAACCACGAGUAACGAGGUUCCAGAUCAAAUGGGACAUCUCACCACAGCAGCCUCCGCAGGCAGUGUCUGUCGGAGCGGCCACGUCGGCAGAGGUGCCUUCGGCAAACGAUAUCGAGGAGGGAGAAGAUUCUGAUGGGAUGUCUUCGUGA